AUUUUAAUAUUUAAAUUAUCACAAAGUUAGUGUCAAUUCCAUCGCCAGUGUGUUAGUCAUUUAGUGUAUUAUUUAUUACUUUAAGUUUCAUACAUAAGAUUUAUAAAAGCAUUCCAAAGUCAUGGCUAAAACUGAGAAGUCAUUUGCAAGAAACUUUACAGGAUGUCUAACAUGCGUGCAAGUGCUGAACAUAAUGGUGCUGCUUGGCUUUAUGCUGAACUACGCGUUGCGCGUCAACUUGACCAUCGCCAUCGUCGAGAUGAUCUACGACGAGGCAGACAACCACACCGCCGUCGCCCACCUCACCAACCUCACCGACCACGUCAAUGUUACUCAGCAUCCGGAGCAUAUAGAGCAGACACGCUACCACUGGGAUACGAAGCAGAAGAACCACCUCCUGGGCUGCUUUUUCUGGGGCUACGUCCUCACAGAGCUCCCGGGCGGCCGUCUCGCCGAAAUCAUCGGUGCCAGGCGAGUGUUUGGAUACAGCACACUGCUCGCCAGCGUCCUCACGCUGCUGUCCCCGGCUGCGGCGGCGGCGGGCUUCGGUUGGAUCGUGGCGCUGCGGGUGGCCCUGGGCUUCCUGCUCGGCGUCACCUGGCCCGCCAUACUACCCAUGGCCUCCAAGUGGAUCCCGCCCAUGGAUAGAUCUAAAUUCAUGUCCAAUAUGAUGGCAUCAUCCCUGGGCGCUGCCAUCACGAUGCCGGUGUGCGGAUUCCUCAUCGCACACUUUGGCUGGGAGUCUGCUUUCUACUUCACCGGUAUAAUCGGCGUCAUGUGGUCGGUGGCGUGGUUCGCUGUGGUAUACGACUCUCCAGCGCAGCAUCCUCGCAUCUCCGACGCUGAGCGCAACUACCUGCUCAAAGCCCUGCCCCAAGAUAACAACACUAAGGGGCACAUGCCCGCCCCGUGGCGCGCCAUGCUGCGCUCGGCGCCGGUGUGGGCCAUCAUCAUCACACACGGCGCCUCCGUGUUCGGGUACUUCACCGUCGUCAACCAGCUGCCCUCCUACAUCGAGAGCAUCUUGCACUUCAACAUUAAACACAACGGUCUGCUGUCGUCUCUGCCGUACCUGGGCAAGUACUUGUGCGCGCUGGCGUCCUCUGUGCUGGCGGACUCGCUGCGCCGCUCCGGCCGCCUCUCCACCACGGCCGCAAGGAAACUCUUCACCGGCUUCGCGGUCGGCCUGCCUGGUGUGAUGAUGAUAGUGCAAGCGUUCCUGGGUCACGACCGCGUGUGGUCCAUCGCCAUCUUCACGCUGGCGCUGACCAUCAACGGCGCGGUGACCGCCGGUUACCUCGGCAACGGGCUCGACAUCGCGCCCAACUUCAGCGGUACCAUCUUCGGCAUGGCCAACACGCUGUCCUCCUUCGGCGGCUGGCUCUCCACAUUCAUGGUCGGGGAACUCACACAUGAAAAUAACACGUACGAGCAAUGGCAGAUAGUGUUCUACAUCCUGGCGGGCACUUAUCUGCUGGGUGCGCUCUGCUUCGUCACCCUGGGCUCUGGGGAACUGCAGCCCUGGAACUCCCCCGCACCCGCCUCCGCCGCUACCAAACAGGAGGAGGAGCUCCUCAACGAGCCUCUCCAGCCCCCUCAGCAACUCCACAACAAGGUGUGAACUUGCUGGUGAACGUUAUACCUCUUGUUGUUCAAACAUUGCUUAGUUAAAUUGACUUUAGUGAACUUAUCACAAUUUUCCGUUAACAAAAUGUUAGGUUCGUUCCUAUUUAUUGUUUUGUAAAUGAAUAUUUGUAGCUUUAUACAUCAUACAUCAGGGUUCUUUCCUCAUGAAAAGAAAGAAGAAGAAAGUUUUAACAUGCAUUCUGACAAUUACACGGCCAUAUUGAAAAAUGUCAAACUGUUUAACAA
This is a messenger RNA of Papilio machaon (common yellow swallowtail), 1872 nucleotides long. RefSeq names its product sialin. Gene Ontology annotation, molecular function: transmembrane transporter activity. Gene Ontology annotation, cellular component: plasma membrane. The record is from RefSeq and is a predicted model, not a curated record. The transcript has 12 exons. The coding region runs from base 122 to 1621 and encodes 499 amino acids. NCBI's taxonomy places the organism in Eukaryota, Metazoa, Arthropoda, Insecta, Lepidoptera, Papilionidae. Gene Ontology annotation, biological process: transmembrane transport; monoatomic anion transport.